UAUUUUGAAGGCAUCAUAUUCUCAACAUUAAACAGCUAGCCAUGAAAAUCCCACUUGUAUUCACUCCUUUCCUCCUCCUCUUCUCCCUUGCACAAGGGCUGAACUCCCCCAAAUGUGAUUCUCAUGAUGAUGGAUCAACACUCAAAGUGUUCCAUGUGUUCAGCCAAUGUUCCCCAUUCAGACCAGCAAAGGCAAUGUCAUGGGAAGAGAGUGUCCUGCAGCUGCAAGCCAAGGACCAAGCCAGGAUGCAGUACCUCUCCAGCCUUGUUGCUAGAAGAUCAGUUUUGCCCGUUGCCUCAGGGAGGCAGAUCACACAGAGUCCAACAUACAUUGUCAGGGCCAAGAUUGGUACCCCACCUCAGACCUUGCUACUGGCCAUGGACACCAACAAUGAUGCUGCUUGGGUCCCUUGUACUGGCUGCGUUGGUUGCUCUUCACCAACACCUUUCUCUCCUGCUAAGUCCACCACUUUCAGGAACCUUACCUGUGGAUCUCCUCAGUGCAACCAGGUACCCAACCCCACUUGCAGUGGAAGCGCGUGCAGUUUCAACCUGACAUACGGCAGCUCCACCGUGGCAGCUAACUUGGUCCGUGACACACUGACCCUAGCAGCUGACCGAGUCCCAGGCUACACCUUUGGCUGCAUUCAAAAGGCAACAGGGAGUUCAGUUCCACAGCAGGGGCUCUUGGGCCUGGGCCGAGGCCCGUUGUCACUUCUGGCCCAAACCCAAAACCUCUACAAAUCUACAUUUUCUUACUGUUUGCCCAGCUUCAAAGCACUCAACUUCACUGGAUCACUGAGACUUGGGCUGGCCCAGCCCACUAGGCUCAAGUUUACUCCCCUUCUCAAAAAUCCUCGGAGGUCAUCACUCUACUAUGUUAACUUGGUUGCUAUCAAGGUUGGCCGGAAAAUCGUUGAUAUCCCACCGGCAGCACUGGCGUUCAACCCAGCAACCGGCGCAGGCACAAUUUUUGAUUCUGGUACCGUAUUCACCCGAUUGGUUGAACCAGCUUACACAGCCGUCCGAAAUGAGUUUCGACGACGAGUUGGUCGGAGAGUCCCCGUGACAACCCUAGGAGGGUUUGACACAUGCUACACUGGGUCAAUAGUUGUACCCCCAAUAACAUUCAUGUUCUCCGGCAUGAAUGUUACACUUCCAACAGACAACAUCGUCAUACACAGCACCGCCGGAAGCAUCACAUGCUUGGCCAUGGCAGUGACACCAAAUAAUGUGAACUCUGUGCUGAACGUGAUUGCCAACAUGCAACAACAAAACCAUCGUGUGCUCUACGACGUGCCCAACUCAAGGCUUGGCAUUGCUCGUGAGCUUUGCUCCUAAUUAUGAAGUUGUUCUUGGUCAAUAAUUUUCGUGAUUGUAGGCACAAUAAUUAAUAUUGUCAAAGUUAUUUGGUUAUUGGUAUUUGAUCUGUUUCAUGUGAUUUGGGUUUUGGCAUUGCUAACUAAGUAGAAGAUACUGAGCUAUCAUGUUUAAGGAAUUACAUCUAAGUUUUUAAGUUAUAUAAUAACUUUAAUUUGUAAUGGUAUGUGGUGUUUACAGGCUUC
Molecule: messenger RNA, 1564 nt
Organism: Lotus japonicus
Lineage: Eukaryota; Viridiplantae; Streptophyta; Magnoliopsida; Fabales; Fabaceae
Product: aspartyl protease AED3-like
Exons: 3
Coding region: 42-1340 (432 amino acids)
Biological process (GO): proteolysis
Molecular function (GO): aspartic-type endopeptidase activity
Source: RefSeq, a predicted model, not a curated record